UAAAUGGCAGAAGAAGCGUUCAUUGGUCGUCUCAUCUACAUUAAAUAUAAAAACAUGUUUCUCGAGGAAGUCUAAGCCAACAUGCUGAUUUACAGUCAUUAAACACGGUAAAGCAGAACUCAAAGUUCAAACCAGAUACUCUGAUGGUGUGAUAAGUUGCUACGAGACCAGCGUUUAAUUAUUUAUUUAUUUUUAGUUCUGCAAGUUCUCUGGCGCUGUGGAAUGAUCCCAUGGACAGAAACGUCCAAGAGUUAAACGUAAGGAAGAAGAGAGAAUCGUCCAGUUUUCAGCGAACCAGUAAGGACGUCAUUCCAAUGCAUUCCAGGCGCAUUAAACCCUCCUCGAUCUCUUUACAUGAUGGAAGGAAACUUAAGGAGUGGCAGCCGAGCUGCACUUCUUGCUUUCUGUUUCAUUUUCAAAGGACUCAGCCAUGGCUUCUCGAGUGCAAAGAGAAAGACAAGAGGACUUUCUGGAAACUCAGGAUCCUUUCAGAACGAAUGCUUUUAAGCUCAUCUCUAAAAUGAUUGAGCUGAUUAACGAAGCUCCUGGUGACACCACACAUUUACUGGAUGAGAUGCUUCACAGCAUUUUCUUUGUGGGGAAAGUCAACGAGCCGACGUUUUCUCCAGAAAGCAUCCUGAUGGAUAAAGACUUGUUAAGGAGGUUGAGGGAUUUGUUCCCUCGGGCCUUUGAACUCUUCUCCUCUCACCUACCCAGACGGAGUCCAUUUUCAUGUGUGCUGGACAUGAUUGUCCACCUGAAUGGACCAUCAAAUGAAGAAGAAAUACUCAGUGGCCUGCGGAACCUCAUCAUUGGGCUGGACCUCGGUGACUCAAGGGAGCUGAUCUCCUCCACCAUCUGUGUCUCGUACAUCACAGAUCCAGACAAGUUCUACGGAGUCUCCAUCGCCGCUCCAACUGCUGCUACUUCCGGAAAGUUCAAUCCUCGGCGCUGCGUCAUCUCUGCGUCCUGUCUCUACUACUGGGACGAGUGUGUAGCUGGUGCAGUGCUGACCUACUAUCCAGACAAUAAAAUGAAACCAGAUUAUGAUGGAACCAUCCAGCUUCCACAGGGGGUCAGGUGCCAGGCGUUUAGCCUCAAAGAGAACAGAGAGACUCCUGCGUGCAAGUCGUGUAGGAAUUUGUUUGGUUUGAGAAGUAACUCUGAGGAUGUGUCGGUCUACGGCAACUGUGCCGAGGCUGAAAGUUUGAGCAACUUGUUCAGAAAUGAACCUGAAAUCAAAGAGCGAGCACGACCAACAUCUGCCAAGUACUCAGAUGAGAAGAGGGACACAUGUAGAAAGAACAUAAGUAAAUAUCUCAAGAAUUGCCUGAAGGACAAAAAAUUUACCUGGAAGGAGGGUGAUUUUUACAUCCCCUCUUAGAAUGGGGAUACGGAGGUAUACCCUAUUGAUAGUGUAGGCAAUUCCUGUGCUUCUUUAUUAUGAUGAUUACUUUUAUGGUGAAAGUUAUCUCCCUGUAAUUAUCUACAGUUACCGGGGAGCAGGUGGUUUAAACGCUUGUUGUUAAGGAACCAGCUACUUAUUAAUGAUAAAAAUAUGAUUCAUGGCUGCCAGCUGUCUGAAUGCAAAGCAGGCAGAAGAUAUAAAGAGUUGAUGCAUUGAUCAUGUCAGUCACAAUAAAAUCAUAAAGAUUGA
Messenger RNA from Pungitius pungitius (ninespine stickleback), 1657 nucleotides. RefSeq lists its product as uncharacterized. The transcript is spliced from 5 exons. The record is from RefSeq and is a predicted model, not a curated record. The coding region runs from base 431 to 1384 and encodes 317 amino acids. Lineage: Eukaryota; Metazoa; Chordata; Actinopteri; Perciformes; Gasterosteidae.